GGCCGAGCGGGCCGGGCCGGGCGGAGCGGCGGCGGCCCGGCGCGAAGAUGGCGGACGUGCUGAGCGUGCUGCGGCAGUACAACACGCAGAAGAAGGAGAUCGUGGUGAGGGACGAGGUGAUCUUCGGCGAGUUCUCCUGGCCCAAGAACGUCAAGACCAACUAUGUCAUCUGGGGGACAGGGAAAGAGGGCCAGCCCAGGGAAUACUACACUUUGGACUCUAUCUUGUUCCUGCUGAAUAAUGUGCACCUUUCACAUCCUGUUUAUGUCCGGCGUGCUGCAACUGAAAACAUUCCUGUGGUAAGAAGACCUGACAGAAAAGAUCUACUUGCAUACCUCAAUGGGGAAACAUCAACGUCAUCAAGUAUAGACAGAAGUGCACCACUUGAAAUUGGUCUUCAGCGAUCCACUCAAGUUAAAAGAGCAGCAGAUGAAAUAUUAGCAGAAGCAAAGAAACCAAGAAUAGAGGAUGAAGAGUGUGUGCGUCUUGACAAGGAGCGGCUGGCAGCUCGGUUGGAGGGGCAUAAAGAAGGUAUUGUGCAGACAGAGCAGAUCAGAUCCUUGUCUGAAGCCAUGUCUGUGGAAAAAAUUGCUGCUAUCAAAGCAAAAAUCAUGGCGAAGAAAAGAUCCACAAUCAAGACAGAUCUGGAUGAUGACAUAACUGCUCUUAAACAAAGAAGUUUUGUUGAUGCGGAGGUAGAUGUAACCAGAGACAUUGUCAGCAGAGAGAGAGUGUGGAGGACAAGAACUACAAUUUUGCAAAGCACAGGCAAGAACUUUGCCAAGAAUAUUUUUGCGAUUCUUCAGUCAGUAAAAGCCAGAGAAGAAGGUCGUGCACCUGAACAGAGGCCUGCACCAAAUACAGCACCAGCGGAUCCCACUUUACGGACUAAGCAGUCUAUUCCGGCUGCCUACAACAGAUAUGAUCAGGAAAGAUUUAAAGGAAAGGAAGAGACGGAAGGCUUCAAAAUUGACACUAUGGGAACCUACCAUGGAAUGACUUUGAAGUCUGUAACGGAAGGUGCUUCGGCCAGGAAAACUCAAACCCCAGCAGCACAGCCUGUGCCAAGACCAGUUUCCCAAGCAAGACCACCUCCAAACCAGAAAAAAGGAUCUCGAACACCCAUAAUCAUUAUUCCAGCAGCUACAACUUCUUUAAUAACUAUGCUUAAUGCAAAAGACCUUCUACAGGAUUUAAAGUUUGUACCAUCAGAUGAAAAGAAAAAACAAGGCUGUCAACGAGAAAAUGAAACUUUAAUACAGAGAAGGAAGGACCAGAUGCAGCCUGGGGGCACAACAGUCAGUGUUACUGUACCUUAUCGAGUGGUAGACCAGCCUCUGAAACUUAUGCCACAAGAUUGGGACCGUGUAGUUGCGGUGUUUGUUCAGGGUCCUGCUUGGCAGUUCAAAGGCUGGCCAUGGCUAUUGCCCGAUGGAUCCCCUGUUGAUAUUUUUGCAAAAAUUAAAGCUUUCCAUCUCAAGUAUGAUGAAGUACGUCUAGAUCCAAAUGUACAGAAAUGGGAUGUGACAGUAUUAGAAUUAAGUUACCACAAACGGCACUUGGACAGACCAGUAUUCCUACGUUUCUGGGAAACAUUGGACAGGUACAUGGUAAAACACAAAUCCCAUUUGAGAUUCUGAAUCCUCUGGCUGCCAUUCAUUUCCUGGAACGUGAUUGAGAAAUAUGAAAGAUGCUCCAGUUUGGAGAUGAAGGCUCUCACUGUAUGCAUUUGUCAGGAACUUUACAAAUGAAGAAAGGGUCACAGCUUAAUCUUUUAUAAGAUCUUGUUCGGAUGCUUCGUGCUAUGGCAGGUUGAUACCUGCUGUUACUACAAGCAAAAGUGUUUUCCUUAAAACUAUUUUUUUAAUAAUGUUAGCCUUCUAGCCUGCAAAUCAAAUUGUAUAUUUUGAUAGCAGCAGUUUCUUCCCCAUUUUGUUAAGUUAGGAAAAUUUUUAAGCAGUAUGCUUUUGUUCCUCAUUAGAAAAUAGGUUGAUCUUCACUGAAGGUUACUCUGUGUGUGUGUGUGUGUGUGUGUGUGUGUGUGUGUGUGUGUGUGUGUGUGUGUGUGUGUUAUGAGGCUUUCAAAAUGACUUUGCUUCUGAGUUUAGCUCUGGUUUCCUUUGCUUUAUUGUUUCACUUACUGAAAAUAUUUUGUUGUAAAUGGUAUUAUGUUUUAGUCUAUAGGACUUGCAAAACUAAGCAAAGUGACAAUUGUUUUGGAUAAAUCAAAAUGUCAACCUGUAUAUGUACUGUACAUUCUGUUUUGUUGAAAAAGGAAUGGUGAAAAAUCAAGAACCACUUCUUUGGGCUUAUAAUAUUCCAGUUUACCAAAUCUUCAGACUUUAUUACAAAUACAUUCAAGUAAAGUUAACACAGAAUGUCCAUCCUCCAUUCAGAUCCUUUAAUUUAAAACUUAGUGUGUAUGUGUACGCUACCGCCUGUCAAAUACUUUAUAUAUGAGAGUUCAAACAUUGUAUAGACUAAACAAUGAAUAGAACGGGGGAGAGUUUGCUUUUUUUAAGUCACCAUACAGAAUUAAUACUUUUGAUGCCAGUACAUUUAGAUAACCUCUUAUGUUGUCCCUUAUGACAAAAGUAGUCAAAGCCUUGUCUCCAGGAGUUGCCGUUUUCUGAUCUGAGCAGCUGGAGCCUUCCGGCAGUACUGCACUUGUACUGAAAAUAAACCUACUCCAGUUACCAAAGAACACAUUUGCUUGAUCUAGAUUGAGUAUAACUAAGGCAAGAAAACACUGGUAUUUGUAUGAGUUUAUGGUAACUACUUACUUUGACGUAACUUAAUAUAGUAUACCAGUUGAUAUAAUAGAAUGAUUAAAUACUAUAACAUACAUAUUAUAUUUCUGCUCUUAAAAUUCUGAACCAUGUUUCUUAUGCUUUGCAAUUGAGGUUUGACAAAAGUAAAAUGUUCUACAUAUUCAUUUUUCUUUUGCUUUUAUUUCACAUUUAUCUUCAUUUUUUUUUUUUUAAUAUAACUGGCAGCCUAGCUCCUACAGAAGUUUUAGAACCACACUGGCAUACCAGGCCUCUGAGGUUCCAGUGGCUUUGGUGAUACUUAACAUUUUCAUCUCAACUGUACUAAGACUACAAUUUUUAAAUUUAAAACUACACAAAAUAAAAACCUCCCAAUUCGCAUUUUUUCAUAGCAGUUAAAAUCCACAUCAGUAGUACUAAGAGUGGAGUUUUGAAUGGAUAUAAAAAUCACUGGGAAGAGCAAACAAUUCAAGACUGUAAAGUAGUUAAAUAAAAUCCCUUUCAGAAAAGUUCCUUUAACGGGUUUAAGAGGUUUGGUCAGAUCCAGGUCACUGACUCUCCCACUAAAUUUUGAUUCACAGAAUUAACCAGAAUUUUACUUUCUUUGUAUCUCUUAACCUUGAGAUAAAACUAGGGAACAAUUGUCAGUAGCGCAGCACUUUUACUGUGAAGAAAUGAUCAAUAUAAUUUGGGGUUUCAUACUGCUGAAGUUGUGGGGCAUCUAAUAUUUCUGUUUCUGCUGCUCAGAACUGGGGAAUUUUGUAGUUAGUCAGUACAAUGUAUGUAGGCAGCAUACUUGGUUUUUAAAAGACUACUGUAAUGGGCAGCAGCCAGUUUUCCCACAAGGUUUAGGUAUAUACAUAUAUUGCUCACAUGCAUUAUAAUUUGCAGAUUAUACUGUUGUUUUUAAAAUAUGGAAAGUCCAAUUGACAUUUUCUCUUCUCCAUCCUCUGUUUGUUGCAUUACGUGUUAAAAGCACAUGGUGUUAUAGCUCAUCAGUCAGUCUCAGACCCUGCAAUGCUUAGGCUCAAUGUGGCACACUGGAAGACGGCCUGAUUCUGAUUUCACUUACACUGGUGUACAUCCAUUGGAGUCAGUGGAGUGAUGCAGGUGUGAAACUGACAGGAAAGCAGAAUGUGUGAAAUCUGUUGGGCGAACUGUACCAUUUUUUGUGGAUUCAAAGCCAGACUUUUAAUAUUUUGGAAUUUUCUAUUUGCAAAAUAUGUGAUUACGAUCUAAAACGUAUUUAUGAAGGAGAUGGCACUUUUAGGUCUCUUCAUUCAUCAAGGUAGUGAGGUAGCUAUCUAAGUCAUGCAAUUAGUUGCCUUCACUGGGAGUUGGAUCAGGUACUCACAGAAUAGCUCUCCUGGGUGUCUCUCUAUAUACAUUUAUACACACAUCAUGAAACUACUUGGACUUAAAGUUUAGCCAUAAGCAUCAUUUUACAACAGAUCAGGUGUUUGAUAUCACUUUAUGCUUAAUUUCUCUACAUAUUAAUGAAUUGUAAGGAAAACUGGUACCAGGAACUGGAAGAAGCUGUACUAUAUGCCAUUUGUUUAGGUGAGCUGCAUUCCUACUGGUGAGCAGUUUUAAGAGCUUGCAGUGCUGAGAUGUGUACAAAUUGUGUAAACUGUAUUGAAAAUUAAAAUGUAUAAGUGAGAAUGUGAGCUAUUUUACUGAGUGUCAUUUUACUAAAAAGUUAAAUGACACAAGCAGUAUGGGGUUCAAAUAUCAAAUUGACUGUUUCCUCUUUAUUCUGUGUAGUACUGUUUUAAUAAUCAAAACUGCUUUGAAAUAGCUAAACAAUAACACCUCUACUAUCAUUGUUUGAAAAGUACUAAAGCAAGAUGGAAACUAGCUUACAAUGUGAUAUUCAGGGUUCCAUAUCUCCAGCGUUUUAAAAAAAUUACAGCAAUAUUAUAGCUACCUUUUGAAAUACUGAUUUAUAUUAAAAAUAUUACUGCUUUAUAAUUUAUACAAAGCAAGAACGGUCUGUACACUACUUGAGCUUUCUGAAUGCUGCACUGAACAAAGUGGCAGAAGCAGAUUUCUUUAGUCAAUGCAGAGAUAAUUUCUUUUUAAAUAGACUUGUUAUACCUGAAGAAAUAACGGAUCAGCACCUUCAACUGAAUAGGCUUAACUACUAUAAAGUUAUUGGCAGGGAAUUUUUUUUCUAUCAAGAUAAUUCUACAAGGAUGUGCUAAAAGCCAGUGCUUGAGCUUCAUGAUUUAUAGAACUAUUCAACAAUACUGUAAACUUCUUAUUUUUGAAUACAGAUAAGGAGUAAUAUAUGGGAAGUGUACUAUGUAUUAAGUUCAUAAGGAGCUGAACCUAUGAUCAAGGAUAAUGCGAUAUAUGAUGUCAGAUAAAUGUUUAUCUGAACAGCACAUUUGUUUUUGGCUUUCAUUCUGUGUUCAAUCAGUGUAUAAAAUAUUACUGUUCUCUUAAAUGACUUUCAAAAAUGUUUUAUUGGUCUAACUUUUCAUUCUCAUGCCCAAUGAAAUAUGCACUUAGUUGCUAAUACUUGCUAACACUGUACAAAAAUAAGCUGGUCAAAAUUAAUGGAUUAGAUGGUGGGUUUAAAAUUUAAUGUUGUGAGGCUGUGCUCAUUUUAAUUCAAAAGCCAUAACUAAUGCAUACUACUUUAUUAAACCAAUGGGUUCAUGAAAAAUUAAAAAUCCCUGCCUGAAGAUAUUGUUGGCCUAACAGGUUAAAGUUCAUCUGGAAUGCUAAAAAAAAUAAAAAUAAUAAUUUGUGGGAAAAAUGUGCCAUAUAGAUUGGAUUCUGUGAAUAUCAAAUUGUAGCUCUGUAAAUUAUGUAGCACCUGGUUUUUAAGGAGCUGUGGUCCUGUUAGUUUCAUUUGUCUGGACAGAUACAUGCUUCAUUAGAAAUUGUAAGUACACAUUUAUUUUUUUGGUUUGCUGUGCAGUCAUUUUCUUCACCCGAAGACCUUUAACAUUGUAUGUAUAUCCUGAGGUAAUAAGGAGAGGAAGGAAAUCAUUUAAAAUGUGAAGAGGUUGGAGUGAAGCUCCUUCCUUUUGGCAGUAUAAGCAUGGUGUGUUGAGUCCAACAAUCCUCUUCUUGGCGCCAAUGAGUAAAGAGAAUACUUGUAUGGAGAGCUGCUGUUGACUUCCAUGACUUUCAUUUUUCUCUCUGCUGGUGAGAAAUAUAAUUGCUGUAAACUCAGAGGAAAUGGGUAUUUAUUGAAGCAGAACAUAUUUUGGUAAGAAGCAAAUGCUGACAGGCAGUGUUUCCAAGUUGACUUCACUGCAUUCAUUUUUCUUUAAACAGAAGUUGUUUUAAGAAUUGUAAAUGAGUGCAGAUCCAGAGAAUAUUCUGAAAUGUUUGAAAUUUAAAUCCAUUAACUAGUUUACAUGUAAAGCUGGAAAAGUUCUGAGGUAAUGUAUAAAAUCUCUAUAAAAAGGUAUUACUGUUCAUGGAUUUUAUUUGCAUCUGUAAAUUCCCUUUCCAUCUACUCUUCACUUUUCCCAAAGUCAGAAAACCUGAUUACCAUGCUUGUGUACAUUCCUGAAAUUGUCAAAUGUAAAUCUUCCUGAAACUGUAAUUGCCUGAAGUUCUGAGUGCAGAUUUGUCUAAAAUAACAAGCAAUGAAGGCAGCAAAAAAUGAAGCUUAACUUAAAUCUAGUUUGGCCAGCCUGCCUAAUGAAAAUGCUUGAGUGGCCCUAUGUAAACUAGAGUUUUUCAGUUUCAGCUGCUGCCUUCUCAGAUUGUAUGUGGGGUGGGUUGAAAUCCUGGCCACGCAGAAGUCAAUGGCAAAACUCUGACUGAUUUCACUCAGGCCUAGAUUUACCCAAUGUCUUAAAGACUGAGAGAUUCUCUAGAAUCUUCCAGGAAUGAAGAGUAGCAAGUAGGAAUGGAGGAGACAUUUUAUAGAAGCGUAAGGGUUGAAUCUUGGGCAAUUGUAUUAGAUCUUAGAAAAAAAUUGAUCACACUUAGUAUAAAGGUUCCAAAAAUGGUUUUAAAAGGGUUAGUAAACAAUUAUAUAUUUUAAUAAAUGAUUAGUUGUUAGUCCAACUGGUCAAUAGUUUUCUUUAUUCUAUAUUUUAUGAUCCACUAUAUCUUAUGAUCUGUAAUAGCUUUUACUGAUGUACUUGGAAUCAUUUUUAACAUGCUAUUGAUGUUGGUAACAUGCUUUAUAACAGCUAUGAAUAAUUUCUUAGCCAUUUAUAAAUGGCACCUUAAUAUAAAGUGUGACCAAAAGGUUACCAUGCAGUCUUGGCACUGGUCGUGUGACAUCACUGGUGAGGGGACUUGAAGUACUGUUGUUGCUUACAAGGAAAACAUCGGGCUGUCUGUUUUAACUUGGUGGGGGAAGUUAGCUGUCUUUGAAAAUUGGACACGCAAGUAUUUAUUAAUCUCACAGGAUUAGUGUGUGUGUUCUCAAGUAGUUUGAUAGCGCUAGCACACACCAAUGCAUGUACUCAUCUAAACAUGUGCAUAUGUUUAAACAUACACUGUGAUUUGUUACAGGUUUAGCUGCAUCUAUGACUCAUUUAGGGCACCCCCUCAACUCUCAUUCCUAAUGUCUUCACCUCUCCUGGUGGGGGGAAUCGGGUGAUUUCUCACUCUCUUAGAUGGGGUCCUGGACUACAGCUGUCUGUACCAACUCUGCUCGUCUGUCUAAUCUAAUUGAGAUUGGCACCUGCAGUUCUUCCCUUCAGGAAUCUGUGGCCAACAGUGAAUAUAGUGAUAUACCAGCUGUCUUAAAACAAAAGCAUUGUUUAAUCUUAACAGUAGCAGCAAAGCAUAACUUAGAGUGUUUACAUGUAUGCUUCUUACCUUGAGUCCUAGGCAGGCCUCUCUCUCCCUAACCUUUGAGAGUCUGGAUCUGUCUCUUCUCUUAACACAUUCUCCCUCUGUCUUUAAGGAGCUCUUAUUAAAUCCAGUCAAAACUUUUGUUCUCAAAUUCCCAAGCUUUAAUAUGCUUCCGCAAACCAGUUUGAACUGUGCAGAUGGUGGAGCUAGAGAGUCAAACCAAAAGGCCCUUGCAUUAUGUCUCAAGUGUUUUGUAACAACCCCCCAAGUGUGUAUGUGGAUGUCUUAUGUCAAGUUACUGUCUUGCUUUCCUGGAUGUUUUCCCAACAGUUGAUUUAAUCCAAGAUAGUCGUACACUAAUUUAUCCCAAUAACCAGGUCAAGAUACAGCAUGCAUAAAUUAUUACAGGCAGCUCUAAAUCAGUGUUGCCCUCCACAAAUAUUAAGCACCAGACAGAUCAUUAAUAUCCUAUUCAAUCAAUAGACAAAUGAACAAACGUUUUGCCUUAGAACCUGCUUUUUAGUGCAGGCUUUAAUGGAUUUAAUCUGAAUAGAAUUUGUAAUUUCCUUUCAGUGCAAGACUAUUCCACUUAUAUUUUACUGGUUUUCAGUCAGGGAACAGCAUGCUUCAUUUACUUUGAGUUUCUUUUUUUGGAGGGUAUUCUAUUCCUGAGCUGUACUAUUGUGUCCUGUUGUAAUUACGACAGGAGUUCCUUUUGAUAACGAGAUUUAUAUGCUUAGUUAUGUCCUGAAAUGCAAAUGUGAGCCAGUGGGAGUAGAUAGAGAAGCUUUACAAAGUUUUUGAUCUUUCCUCUUGCAUUUCUUUGAGGGGAUUAAGACGCAAGCCAGUUCCCUCCUCUUUUUAACGCACAAUCCAUAAAAAUUCCUGAGAAGACGUGUGACUUGAAGGACUACACUGCUUCCAAUUUGCUUUACAUCUUUUCUACCGAUAUUUACACUGCCUAUAUUAAUGGCCCCAAGACGUGAAACUGGAUAAUGGGCAUCUAACUCUGGAAAGGCUGAAGUCAUCUGGUAGGAAGAAGGAAGUACUUGGAUCAAUUAGCAUUAACCUUCCCCCUCCCCUUAACUACAUGUGUUCUCUGAUAGUCAAAGUAGUGCAAAGUGUAGAGCAGGAGUGGGCAAACUUUUUGGUCCGAGGGCCACAUCGGGGUUGCAAAACGGUGUGGAGGGCUGGGUAGGGAAGGCUGUGCCUCCGCAAACAGCCUGGCCCCUGUCCCUUAUCCGCCCCUUCCCACUUCCCCCUCCCGCCCCCCCCAGCUGUCCCCUCAGAAUCCCCGACCCAUCCAACCCCCCCCCCCCCACACACACACCCCUUGUCCACUGACCGCCCCCUCCUGGGACCUCCUGUGCCUAACUGCCCCCAGGACCCCAACCCCAUCCAAUCCCCCAUGCUCCCUGUCUCCUGACUGCCCCCACCCCAACCUCUGCCUCAUUCAACUGCCCCCUGACUGCCCUUCAGGACCUCCUGCCCCUUAUCCAACUCUUCCAGCUUGCUAGGGAACUACACUGUCAUCUUAGAUGAGGACCUAGGAAGCAUGACCUAUCUGAGCCAGACUGAUGGCCGAGAGCUAUGCCCUCCACUGGCUGCCUGUUCAUUUUGGGGUCCAAUUUUGAGACCUGGUACUAAUCUUUAAGACACCUAUCCAUUUGCUGCCUACCGAGAUAUAAGCACUCACCAGCUAGACUGAAAAUUAGAGCCUAUGUUGGCAUUCAAGCGAUGUGAGGGUUAUAUUUCGCUCUUAUUUUUAAGAGUUUGCAGUCUGUGGACUUCGGCUCAGGCCCUAAAUCAGUCUCCCUUUCUGAGAAGAGGUACAUUAAAUCAUUCCUCCCAGAAUGGAACUAGGUGGCCUCCAAUUUUUUUGUUUUGUUUUUUGGUUUUUUUUUCCCUUGACUAGACUGGGAUAAGCUUUCACUCCCAGAAAUGUCCCUGCAUUAUGUUUAGGUUUCUCUGCAGAGUCAGAUGUGUAGCCUCAGGCCGGUGGUGGAGGAUGUAGUAACACUUCACAUUUUAUUUGUCCACAUAUCUAUUCUGACAGGUUUAAUUUUCACUGUGGCAUGUCUCCCAGCUAUAUUAAAAAAAAAAAUUCUCACAUAUAGACUUAGGUUUGUGGUCUUCCUAUAAGACUGGCCAGGUUUUCCUCUCCACGGGCAGAGGUAGUAAAACAUUCCCAACCUCCCUCUGGGGGAUGCAAGUGAAACGUUGAUCUUCGUAGAAGGGGUCCCUCCAGGUCAGGGUUAAGACUUGUUGGCAGACUGGUAUAGGAAAACUUGUAUUAUUACAUCCAGCACCUUUCACAAGCACUAAAACUCGCAUUCGAUACUGAAAAGAACCUUCUGAGACUUUGAAAGUUGUACUGGUGUAAUUAUUUUGGUUAGAGGGGUGUGAAUUCUCAAAAUAGUUAUAUUGGUAAAAUCCCAUGUGUGGUUACAUUUAUAUACUGGUGUGAAGGUUACUUACGCCAGAAUUAUUAUUCCCCCUCUCCCAAACAGCUAUGCCAGUAUAAAAGCAUAUAGUGAUAUAACUGCAUCCAUAUUGGGUUAUUUUUGCCAUUUUUACUAUACUACAGUCAGAAUAGACUAUCCAAGCUUGCUUACUAAUUUUUAACAUUAAUAUAAAGAAUUUCAAAAUGUGCAUCUUACCAGCUAGAAUCCAAUUACUAAUUUAAAGAUUUCUCAGCUAAAAGUAAUGCCCAAUAACCAUUUCAAAGCACAAAUAUCUUCCUACAUCAUGAACAUUCGGGAUGAACUUUGCAAAUUGUGGAUGGGAGAACAAAGAUAAGGAAACAUCUCACUCUCCCUACACUGAUCUGGACUGAAGCUGUACCAGCUUGUUUGACAGCAUGAAUGGGUACAUCACUGAAACGCAAUAGAAAAUUUGCUUCAGAUAAAUGAUGCAUAGUAACAAAUUGGUUGAUUAAAAAAAUAGUUAUAUUACCAAAAUUUUUGCAACAAUUGAGCUAUUGUCAGACAUUGCACACAAUGUAAAAUUGAGUUGUACACUGAAAUUCAUGGGAACUUGUAAACUUACCUAUUUGCAUGCAAUAUUUAUAACUUUGAUCCCAAGCUCUAUUUCUGCCUUAUGAAUAUCAGGAUCAAUUAAUGUGACCUGUUAGAGUCAUUUUACUCAGUCAGAAGUCAACUGCUGUCUUUCUAAAGAAAUGCAGUGUUUCCCAUACAGGAGAAAAAAGACCACUGGGAGUAUAUGUAUACGAAUUUCAAGCAAUACUGACAGCAGUAAAAGACACUCUUGCUACUGCUUAGGAAGUUGUGGUAAAACAGUGACCAAGUUGUCAAAAUCUAAUCUCCAACGUGUUAUAUAUUGAUUAGUUAGCUUUUUGUAUGACCUGUACUGGCUCUUCACAAAGGAGCUUCUUUUUAUGGUCGUCUAAGUGCUCACAAGCUGAAAAAUUGUUAGUUUUUUAUCCCACUGGAAGACCAAUAGAAGAAUAUUACAAGCAGAAUAUAAAAAUAGUUUACUGUGAAGAGGGUGAAACUCAGCACUUCAUUGUGGAAAGGUUUGUAUUGAAAAGAGCAUCUAAAAUACAGAGAAGAGCAACUCUCUUGGUGUGAGGCCAUGUUCCAGGAUAUACUUCAUCAGUUUUAUGCAGGUGUGUGAAUACCUUGUUUAUAUGUGCUAGAAACAGAGAGGAUUCCUUGCUCUUAUUCUGAUAUGGUUAUACAUAUACAAGAGUAGAAGAAUGCAUCUGUUUGGCUGUACUUCUGGAUGUGUCCAGCAAAACGCAUUAUGGUUAAAUGUUCUAUGCAGAUUGUUGUGAGGUGCUCAGGUUUACUAUGUGUAAAUUGUUUUUUAUUAAAGCUAACAGUUGAGGAAAAUUGGAAAUUAAAAAAAACUAAACACUUGCUAUUGCUACCUGUAAAAUUGAUGUUUCUAGAUAGUUGGGUAGAGAAUUGCCCAUUGACAAUAAUUACAGUACAGUUGCAUUGCAUGUGUAAGUGAUGUGCUCAUAUUAAAUACCUUGUCAUGCUUCUCUUCAUGUUCAUUGCCAGGGUUCUAAAAUAAAGUUGUUUGUUAGUACUUACUAUUUGGAUUACAUUAGCAGCUAGAGCCCCCGUUGUGCUAGGUGCUAUAUAUACACAUACUCAGACCAUCCCUGCCAUCUAGAGUGUACGUUCUAAAUAGAUAAAACAGACAAAGGGAAGGACAGGAACUAUUCACUCCCAUUUUAAAGAUGGCAAAUAGAGCUUAAGUGAUUAGCUUGAGCACCACCUGAAAUCUGUCAGAGUCAGGAGUUGAUCCCAGAUCUUCCAAGUUCCAGUCUAUCACCUUAACCACAAGGCAACCCUUUUUAUGCUUACUGACCAAAAAAAGGAAAGGAAAGGAAAACAAA
Molecule: messenger RNA, 11913 nt
Organism: Dermochelys coriacea (leatherback sea turtle)
Lineage: Eukaryota; Metazoa; Chordata; Testudines; Dermochelyidae
Gene: CDC73
Product: cell division cycle 73
Biological process (GO): transcription elongation by RNA polymerase II; positive regulation of transcription elongation by RNA polymerase II
Cellular component (GO): Cdc73/Paf1 complex
Molecular function (GO): RNA polymerase II complex binding
Source: RefSeq, a predicted model, not a curated record